Molecule: messenger RNA, 3471 nt
Organism: Bicyclus anynana (squinting bush brown)
Lineage: Eukaryota; Metazoa; Arthropoda; Insecta; Lepidoptera; Nymphalidae
Product: atrophin-1-like
Exons: 5
Coding region: 174-3272 (1032 amino acids)
Source: RefSeq, a predicted model, not a curated record
CUCAGUUAGGCUUCAUCUCUCGCGAGCUUUGCACUUAAAAAAAAAAUAAAAAAAAAGAAAUUUAAAAAAUUAUUGUGACAGUGUUUAGUCUGUGGUACAGUGAUCUAUGACUUAAUUUGUGUGGUGACUUUUUUUUUUGAAGUGGAUUCUUGUUUUUUCGGGCUACCUGAAUAAUGAUACCAAGAUGGAGGGCGUGGGUGGUGGUGCUGCUGGCGCUGGCGGCGGCCGAGGACAGCCCCCCGGGGCUGGUGAGCCAGGACACGGAGCAGGACCUCCUCGCUGAGGCCACACAGAACGGCGCACAGUCGCAGAAGCGCGAGGCCGGCGGCCUGUCCAACUCGUACGGGGAGCCCUUGCCGCCCGACGCCUACGGGCCUCCACAGAACAUCCCGGAGAUUGAUCUGCCGUUCCCAGUUCCAGUGUACGGCGUACCAGAGACCACCAUCUUGUUGGAGACACCUCCAGGGGCGUACGGCCCCCCGCAGCCGGUGGUCUUCCCCAGCCAAAGUUACGAGGGCCCCCCACCACCAAUUGGAAAACCAAAACCCUUGUACGGCCUGCCAAAGUUCCACCCACCAAAGCAAUACGGUCCCCCAAAACCCAUAUACGGGCCCCCCAAAAAGACGUACGGACCACCCAAACAAGUGCUCCCUAAACCAAACUACGGUGCACCUUUCAAACCACCGAAGAUCUCCUUCCCGAAACCUGUCUACGGAGUCCCCAAACCAAUUUACGGAGCCCCCAAACCUAUUUAUGGACCUCCCAAAAUCAAUUACGGUCCGCCGCCACUGAAUCAAAACAUACCUUUGGAUUUGCCACAAAACUUUGGGAACUUUGGCAGCAUUGGCUCUAUUGGUCCAAUCAGCAGCAUCGGCACAAACUUCGGCAGCCUCGAAACAAAUGUUGGAGCCAGCAUUGGGACAAACAUUGACUUGGGAUUGAACUUACCAGCGCCAAUAUACGGUACACCUAUCACCAGCUUACCAGGAAACUUGAAACCGAAAUUCCCAGUGCCUUCAGACCAUUAUGGGCCACCAGGACAUCCUUUGGGACCAAUCGGUCCCAAUGACCAGGUUGUGGUACAAGAUUUUGACAGUGUAGGGCAUUAUGGUCCUCCACAGCCAGACCCCAACCCUAGACCACCUCAUCCUGGCAUUCCAGCGCCGCCCACACCUCCACACGUCUUAUACGAUGGUUGGAAACCAAUUCCAGGAGUAUCGAAUGCGUUAGAACAUGUCGGACAUAUAGAAACAUUGGAUCAGUACGGACCACCGCCUCCUCCCCCACCUAACGUCCAGGAAAUAACAAUAAACCUAGAUGGGCACUCCCUACCUAACUUGGACCAGCCGCAAUUCUCAGGCGCUCAAAUAAACACUGGAUACUCCAACGUACACCAGGAUGCUUUAGCAAAUAUAGAUUUAAAUGCUAUAGUAGGAGGGGAUUCGAACCAUAUUGAUCAAUCAAAAACCGUGUUUGAAGCGCAUUACACAGAGAAUAAUAACAAUCCACUAGCUGAUAUAGCUUUAAUACAAACAGCAGUUCCAGAAAGGCCAAUAGACACUUACGGAGCACCGCCAAUAGAAUCUCUCUCAAAUGGCCCGUAUCCUUCAUCCCAUAGACAACAAGGUGCAAAAGGUUUAAUACCUCCAUCUGGUAUCUAUGGAGUUCCACCGGGCAGCCAAUAUGGUGCACCUCCAAAACCAUUACCAGCUCACCUUCCAAUACCAUAUGGAACAUUUUCCGGGGGUGGUCAUUCGAUUCACACAGGCGGUCAUAACCCAAGACAUCCAAUAAAAUUCAGAGACUCCGUGCCCGAAGGUUUGAUACAGCAAAUUGGACAUACAUCGCAUCAUAAGGACACCCACGCUAUAGAUCAUAUAAAAACUGGACCAGCGUACCUCCCUCCUCCAAUCAGAGAUAUCAAAGAAAUCCACCAGCAUAGCAGCCAUAAUCAUAAUGGAAUAUCGCUAUCUAUAGAACCGUCGAAUUUAUAUAGUUUACCUCAUGCUGGACAAUCAAUAAACUUCCAGCAAAUCCAACACACACAGCCUAGUAAUCUAUACGGUUCUCCCAUAGACUCCUACGCAGCACCACUACUCACUGUUGGCGAUCAUACUGCAUCUGGAUCAACUAGCAAUGCUGUGGCCGCAACUUUAGACGGAAUGAUUUUGGCUAAUCUAUCGAAUUUAGAAGCUGCAGCAAUACUCAAACACUGUCCGUACCAUGAAGCCAUUUUAAAGGCUGCCAAAUCUGGAGAGAAAAUACCCCCAGAACUAGCUUCUAAAUAUGUAGCUAGCUUGAGCACAUUAGGUACAGCAUUGCAUAAACACAAUGCAUUAUCACAAAACGAAUUUAAAUACAAUUCGAAUAAAGACUUAGCAACAGCUUCCCACACCUUAGUCGAAACAGUAUUACCCAAUCACAUAGAAAAUGAGAAAACAGUAAAAACGACAGUUCAAAAAGGAAAAUCUAUCCAAGAUAUAAAAGACAAGUACAAACAAAACUCAAUAUCAGAGCAAAUAUAUCAAACGUCGGAGAAAAUAAAGAAUCUGAGCGAAGAAACAAAGUUGUUGAAACAGAAAAUCGUUACAGCUAGCCAGAAUUUGAAUCAAGUUAACGGUCAAAUACAAUUCGCUCAAAGUGAAUUGCCCAACGGUCAAGCAACUUAUUCAGUACAGAUCCAGUCAUCUGAAAAUGGGAAAGAUGCACCAUCGAUUCCCCAUGAGCAACUGCUGUCCGAAGGACUUUUACAAAGCAUUCUACAGGCUAUAGAACAACCCGCAAACCAAGUCAACAAACAUCAGAAUUACCAAUCAAACUCGCAUCAAAAUCAAAACAUAGUAUACGCAACUUCAGGCAGCACUUUCAACUAUCAAACAUCUGGAUUCCAAGAUACAGAUGACGGUCUAGUCUUACCAGCAGGAUACGAACCUAUAGAUCGGACUAAAGUUAACAACAAAGAUCAAGACGUGCAAAGUUCCAACACAGACACAGAAGUUCAUCAACACAGAGGGGAUAUCCCACACACAGAUUGUGAUUUGAGAGCGGACAACUCUAUAACACAUACAAUAGUUGUACCACCGCCUUUGAACGUUGAGAAAGUACCACCAGUAGAGGAUCUAGAAGACAAUGAUGUAGCUAUAUACUUCGGCGAAAAGGAUGAUACAGCAAAAGAACCUGUCACAGAAAUAUCAGUAGCGACAUCUAUAAGCGAAGAUGAUGAACAAUAUGAAAAAGUCCCAGAGUUUGGUGAUAAAAUUAAGACAACAUGAGAGUUUUUCAUCGAAGGUUUUGGCUGAUCAAUGGCAUUUGCCACUGUGCGUAAUAGGGUAGUUGACUCAUAUCAAAUUUAAUAUAAAUAAACAAUAUUAAUUUUGUUUAGUACAUGGAAUAAGGGUCCGAAUAUAUCGAUAUUAAUUAAUAAAAUUUAAGGAUUCCUUAUAAAAAUUAAUUUAAAUAUCAUAUAUUUUU